Neohortaea acidophila is the source of this 2018-nucleotide messenger RNA. RefSeq lists its product as uncharacterized. The coding region runs from base 92 to 1870 and encodes 592 amino acids. Gene Ontology annotation, molecular function: adenosine deaminase activity. NCBI's taxonomy places the organism in Eukaryota, Fungi, Ascomycota, Dothideomycetes, Mycosphaerellales, Teratosphaeriaceae. Gene Ontology annotation, biological process: adenosine catabolic process; inosine biosynthetic process. The transcript has a single exon. The record is from RefSeq and is a predicted model, not a curated record.
CGCUGGAACCAGUUUGCUAGACUGAGAGCCGCCUCUUUUUCAGACGUCUCUCCUGCUUGUCGAACCAGUUGCUGGAUGACUGAUAUCGAGAAUGGACUGGAAACGUAAGAUGAUCCAGGAGAAGAGGAAGGGCGAUGACCUUGACGAAGACACCUGGGCCGCACAAGAGGGCGUUCCUUCAUUCGACGAACCUUUCAUCCAGAAAUACCUCGACGGGCGCGACGCCUUGAUUGUGCAAGAAAACCGCCUGCGCAGUGACCAUGCUUUCCGCGAGAGUCUCUCCCCCAUGGCCCGAGAGGCAUGUGCCAUUGUCGCCGACAUCCGCGCCCAAGAGCGCAAGACUCUGUGGAACCGGAAUUUCGAGGACAAUCUCGCCGAGCUCGCCGAGGGGAAUGAAGCCAGCAUCCACCCGGGCAUGAUGUUUGGAAUGGCCAAGGAUCGCAUGGAAUCCAGCAAGCUGUGGAGGAUUGUGCGCAAGAUGCCCAAGGGUGCUCUUCUUCACUGCCACAUGUCGGCUACCGGUGCUCUUGAUACUUUGAUUGACGAUGCGUUGCGCACCGAUGGCAUGUGUAUCUGGUCCACCGCACCGCUGUCCUCUCCAUUGGCCCUGCAGACCAAUCAGUUCAUGUUCCGUCAUUGCUCGACAGUGCAGAGCGGAGGGACAGUCUCGAUUUGGUCAGAUUCUUAUACCCCCGAGGCUUUGGUUUCCCUUCAAGAUGCAGCAGACUCUUUCCCGGAAAAUGGCAGAGAUGGCUUCAAGGCCUGGGUGAUGUCUCGAGUUACAAUCACAACGGAGAGAUCGAUCAGGCAUCAUGACGGCCUUGACGACAUCUGGACCCGAUUCCGAACAUGUUUUCCCAUUGCCGACUCUCUGGUGCGCUACGAGCCGCUUUUCCGAAAGUACGUCUGGCGCAUCCUGACACAACUCAACGAGGAUGGAGUGCGGUGGGUGGAUAUUCGAUCGGACUUUGUCAUGCCAUUCUAUUCAGCGGGUGCGAAUGAGCCGGACGACGGCUUCGACAACUACAUGAAAAUCCUUCAGGAGACAAUCGAGACCUUCAAGCAAUCGGAGGAGGGCAAGGGGUUUUGGGGAGCGAGAAUCAUCUGGACGUCGAUCCGCAGCUUCGACACGCGCACCAUCGUAGAAGACAUGAUGGAGUGCAUCCGCUUGAAAAUUGAAUUCCCCGAUUUGAUCUGCGGCUAUGACUUUGUGGGACAAGAGGACCAGGGCCGCCCUCUCGCCGAGCUGACCCCAGAGAUCUUUUGGUUCCGAAAGCGCUGCAGAGAGGAAGGGGUCGAGCUACCCUUCUACUUCCACGCCGGCGAAACACUAGGAACUGGAAGCGAAACGGACGAAAACCUGUUCGAUGCAAUUCUACUCGGCACACGCCGCAUCGGACACGGCUUCUCCCUCUACAAGCAUCCGCUACUCAUCGACAUGGUGAAGGAGAAGAAGAUCCUUAUCGAAAGCUGUCCAAUCAGUAACGAGGUGCUGCGCCUGACAGCGAGCAUCUUGUCACAUCCUCUCCCAGCAUUGCUCGCGCGAGGCGUCUCGUGCUGUCUUGCAAACGACGAUCCAGCCAUGUUGGGUCAUGCGACCAGUGGAAUGUCGCAUGACUUUUGGCAGGCCUUGCAAGGCUGGGAAAACCUUGGACUAGACGGGCUGGCCAGCUUGGCGGAGAACAGCGUCCGCUAUGCUUCGUUCGGUGAUUGCAAUCAAAAGCAAUGGACGCAGGAGGUUCGCGAUGGAGCAUUCGGGACGGGUCUUCGCGCACAAUGUAUGAAGCAGUGGGCAGCGGAAUUCGAGAAGUUCUGCCAGUGGGUGGUGCUGGAGUAUGGUGCCGAAUAUGGCGGGGAGAUGGAGGAAUGAUCUAGCGAUGUCCUCACAUGCAAGCAGUGAGAGCAUACCUACUCAACUAGAUGGUGAUGCAGAUUCCCAAAAGAAAUGAUGUACAUCUCGAAUCCGCGUGUCGGCAAUCAGAACCUUUCGAUGCGUUUCUUCCACCAGCCCCACCAGG